AUGGCUACUGGAACCCCUACCCCCGCUGGUGCUGCAAAUGGAGGAGCGCAGCCUGAUGGCUCACUUCCAAAGGAGUUGGUGGAUGAGAUGCAGCGGCUGUUUGGCAAGCAUCCCGGCUAUCGCACCACCCACGCCAAAGGCCUUCUGGUCCAGGGAACAUUCACGCCAACGGAGCAAGCCAAGACCCUUUCCACAGCCGCUCACUUCAACAACUGCUCGACUCCAGUGACAGCCCGCUUCUCCGUUGGCGGCGGCAUCCCGCACGUCGCUGACACUGCAGAUGGCGCCACUCCCAAGGGCCUCGCCAUUCGCUUCCAGAUCGACAAGCACACGCACACAGAUCUCGUCAGCCACACCUUCAACGGGUUUGCGGCUCAGAACGGAGCAGACUUCUUGGGCUUCCUCAAGGUGUUUCGAGCCGUCGAAGUUGCCAAGGCCCUGUACGAAAAGGCCAAGGCCGGAGGUGGCGACGCCUCCAAGGAACUGGCUAUCUUGCAGCAAGUCAGUGCUGCAUUUCAGGUCUUUCUCAAUGCGCACGAACCCGCCAAACGGUUCGUGGCCUCCGAGAAGCCGAACCCCUACAACUAUGGCACCAUCACGUACUACGAGCCCAACACUCACAUCCUGACCAACAAAGAUGGCAAAGUCACCAAUGUUCGGUACCGUCUCGAGCCGGCAGACGGCGUCCACCUCUAUUCCAAAGACGACGAGGCGUUCAAGAACCUUGGGUCGAGCUACCUGGAGGAUGACCUCCAGAAGCGGUUCCCGGGCAAGCCGAUUGUCUUCACCAUCAAAGCGCACAUUGCGGGCCCCGAUGACAACCUCGAGGAUGCCACCGUCCCGUACAAGAGCACGACAUUCGUUCCAGUUGGAAAGUUGGUGAUCAACAAGGUCGCAGCUAACAACGCCGCCGAACAGCAACAGAUUGCGUUCAGUCCGAUUCCGGAGAAGGGCGGCGUCAAGGGCAUCAAGUCAUCCAAGGAUCCUCUCAUCCAGACGCGUGAGGGCGUCUAUUUGAUCAGUGCUGACCAACGAAGACAUGAGAAGCAAGUCGAGUAG
Ilyonectria robusta is the source of this 1059-nucleotide messenger RNA. Its product is annotated as catalase. The record is from RefSeq and is a predicted model, not a curated record. Gene Ontology annotation, biological process: response to hydrogen peroxide; hydrogen peroxide catabolic process. NCBI's taxonomy places the organism in Eukaryota, Fungi, Ascomycota, Sordariomycetes, Hypocreales, Nectriaceae. The transcript is spliced from 2 exons. The coding region runs from base 1 to 1059 and encodes 352 amino acids. Gene Ontology annotation, cellular component: peroxisome; cytoplasm; mitochondrion. Gene Ontology annotation, molecular function: heme binding; catalase activity.